Molecule: messenger RNA, 1361 nt
Organism: Moneuplotes crassus
Lineage: Eukaryota; Ciliophora; Spirotrichea; Euplotida; Euplotidae
Source: the annotation of a GenBank genome assembly
AUGGAUUCUGAUAACGAAGAUUUCAACGUGAAGGAUCUUCAAGGCCAAUACGUCAGCGCAGAUUUCUCCAAAAAAACUUUAAAUUCUGAACAGAAAAAUGGUGCCCAAGACUCGGAAGUAGCCAAGCUCGAUCAGCUUAACCCUAUUGGCAAGACAGAAGAAGAGAUUAGGACCGAACGAGUCGAGUCCCUGAUCGCGAAGGCUUCUGAAGGAAUGGAGUACUACCGAGUCCAACAAAAACGAGAAGAAGCUACAAAGAAAAGACUUGAGAACUACAAACUCAAAAUUCAGGAAGCCCAGGCUGAUGAGAAGGUGAUGGAAGAAAGCUCUGAAAAGGCAGAAGAGAAGAUUAGAGAGUUUCGCAAAGAGAUUGAUACUUCAAGAGUCUGGCUCCAUGCCCAUAUAGACUGGUUCUAUGCAUCUAUUGAGGAGAGAGAGAAUCCUGACCUCAAAAAUAAACCAUUCGGGAUUGGCGACCGUAAUGUUAUUAAUAAUGUUAAUAAAUUAGCGGCUGAUCUAGGCAUCCGGAAAGGCAUCCCAUCCUUUGUAGGUAAAAAAUUAUGCCCGUUAUUUGUAAUGAUACAGCAAGAUAUGGUCAAGUAUCGUAAGAUUUCUGGGUAUUUCUCAAAUAUUUGUAAAGAAUAUGACCCAAAUCCUGAGUCCUCUAAUCUAGACGAAUACAGCUUGGAUAUUACCGAUUAUCUGAAAAAGUAUAACCUCAAAGGCGAUAUGGGAAAGAGUUUUAUAGCCCACAGAAUUCAGAAAUCUGUUAAAGAAAAGCUUGGCUUUAAUAUAAAAAUUGGGAUAGGCCCAAACAUACUUAUGGCAAAAGUAAAUUCUUUGUUUCACCAGCGAAGACCAGAUAGCAAUUCUUUCAAGUGAGAAAGAAGCAAUAAAUGAUUACAUGAUAGACGUCUCUGUAAGAAACCUUCCUGGAGUUGGUAAAUCGAACGAAUCAAUCCUUAAAGGUCUAGGAAUCACUAAAUGCUCCCAUAUUCUCGACAGAGCUGGAGAGUUAUUUCUUUGAUUCAAUGAAAAGACUCUUGACAAUUUGCUCCAAUCUUCAAUUGGGCUAUCAAAAAACACUCACGAAGUGAAACACACAGCUGCUCAAAAGAGCAUCUCAGAGUCAAGUACGUUCCGUGCUAUAUCAGAAAUUUCUCCUCUAAAAACAAAAGCAACAGAGCUUGCCAGAACAAUGAGCGCUCGGAUCCAGAACGAAGGCUUGUUCGCAAAGGGGAUUUCCCUCAAACUAAAAUCCACCAAAAACAAAGAAAUCACCAGAACAACCAAGAGAGACACCUACAUGAAUACACAAGAGGAGAUCGUUCUCGAUAUCAUUGAAAUUCUUGACAGCUUUG